This is a messenger RNA of Mycetomoellerius zeteki, 497 nucleotides long. Its product is annotated as Ejaculatory bulb protein III. NCBI's taxonomy places the organism in Eukaryota, Metazoa, Arthropoda, Insecta, Hymenoptera, Formicidae. The coding region runs from base 85 to 462 and encodes 125 amino acids. The record is from RefSeq and is a predicted model, not a curated record. The transcript has 4 exons.
UUCGGGGUCCAGUUAAACGAGAGCCGGCUAUAAAAUAACUGACCAGCACUGUCGCCGACAUCAGUACUAUAACUCCGCUCGAACAUGAAGGUUCUGGCUCUAUUUCUCCUCGUGGUAGCGGUAGUUUUGGCAGAUGACAAGUAUACGACAAAGUACGACAAUGUCGAUUUGGACACAAUUUUGGGGAGUGACCGUUUGCUCAAAAACUAUGUAAAUUGCCUAUUGGACAAGGGAAGUUGCACGCCCGAUGGCAAAGAACUUAAAGAAACCCUUCCGGACGCACUGGCGAGCGAGUGUAGUAAAUGCAGCGAGAAGCAAAAGAAGGGUACCGAGAAGGUCGUCCGGUAUCUAGUCAACAAGAAACCGGAAACUUGGGAGCAACUUAAGAAGAAGUACGAUCCCAGUGGCCAAUACUCUACCAAGUAUAUAGACGAAGCACACAAGCAGGGAAUAAAUGUGUGAAUAAUUUAGAUUCUCAUCUCGCUGAGUAGAACGUC